AUGGAAUGGAAAGGCUUGAUGUGCCAUAAUCAGGUGAGACCCAGAGCCACCUUCACCAUGUGGUUGCAGCUGCAUGGCCGAUUAUUAACAGUGGACAGAUUGAAUAAGUGGGGAAUACGAAUGGAUCCCAAGUGUGUCAUGUGCAAACAAGUAGAUGAAACCCGUGACCACCUAUUUGGAGAUUGCUACUUUGCCGCAACAAUAUGGGAUAGAUUACUACAUUGGUUGAAAAUGGGUCCGCAAGCUAGACUGACCUGGUCAGAGCACUACCACUGGAUAUUGCAUCAUACGAAAGGGAAGACUGUCCAGGCAAAAAUACUGAAAAUGGUGUAUGCUGAGUUUAUCCACUACAUUUGGCUGGAGCGAAAUGCCCGAGUGUUUGAGAAAAUGGAGAAGACAGAGGAUAUAAUUGCCCGAAGCAUUGUAUGCUGCUGCAACAUAAGAGCUCUACCCGCCAGUAGGAUAUAUUUAGAUAACUGCAUGUUCUGA
This is a messenger RNA of Lycium barbarum (goji berry), 489 nucleotides long. RefSeq lists its product as uncharacterized. The record is from RefSeq and is a predicted model, not a curated record. The coding region runs from base 1 to 489 and encodes 162 amino acids. Lineage: Eukaryota; Viridiplantae; Streptophyta; Magnoliopsida; Solanales; Solanaceae. The transcript has a single exon.